AUGAGGUUGAAAAAUAUUUUUGUAGGAAUAAAGGAGGAUAUUAAACAGUUAGAAUCAGUUCUGACAACUGAUGACAAAUCAAAUGGAGUGAUUUCCAUAUGUGGCAUGGGAGGAUUGGGAAAGACCACUCUUGCUACUAAAAUUUACAAUGGGGAGGCCGUGCAACGGUGCUUCAAAUAUCGUGCUUGGGUUUGUGUAAGUCAGCAAUUUCAACCCAAAACUAUUUUUCGACGACUAUUAAAGCAACUUCUUCCGAAUGAAAGUGAAGAGCAAGACAAAGAUACAUUGGUCAGAAAGUUUUACCAAGUACAAAGAGAUAGAAAAUGUCUCCUAGUUUUGGAUGAUGUUUGGGAAGUUGAUCAUUGGAAUUGCUUAAGGCGUGCCUUUCCCAUUGCAGAGGCAGAUAGCAAAGUUUUGCUCACAACCAGAAAUCAAAACAUUGCUUCCAGAGGAUACGUCCACAAUCUCAAGUGUUUGGAUGAAGAUGAAGGAUGUGAGCUCCUUCAAAAGAUAGCAUUCCCGAACAACUAUUCGCAAGAUAGCUACACUGAAAUAAAGUUGUUGGAAGAAUAUGGAAGGGAAAUAGUAAAAAAAUGUGGUUAUUUACCAUUACCCAUUUCAGUUAUUGGAGGAACUCUUCAUCAUGAAAAGGCAUCAAUAGAAUGGAAAAAUGUGUGUAGAAAUCUUGAUUCUUGUUUGGAGAAUGACAAAGGAGUAAAUCAAAUACUAGAUUUGAGUUACAAUGUGCUCCCUUACAAUCUGAAACUAUGUCUUUUGUAUUUGGCUUGUUUUAAAGAAGAUGAAGAAAUAGAUAUAGAAAAACUAUAUUUACUAUGGAUGGGAAGAGGAGAAAGUUUGAGGGAUGUGGCAGAACGGUAUUUAUUCGAGCUAGCAAAUAGGUGUAUGGUUGAAGUGGAAAUAGACAAGUUGCCGCUAUAUAAUAGGUUUAAGUCAUGCCGGCUUCAUGACAUGAUACCAGAUUUUUGUUUGUCAAAAGGAAAAAAAGAAGGAUUUCUGGAGACAUUGAAUGUGAAAAAUACAAUUAGAUUACCUAAUUACAUAUACAAAAUGAGGCACUUGAGGUAUCUAUUUUUGGGAUUUCUUCAUGAGAGCGUUGGAGGUGAAAAAUUGAAAUUGGAAGGGUUGAAUGAGGUGGAGAUGAUAACUGGGUUCAACAGUUUGGUUGAUGACAUCACUCAUCUUCUUAAAUUGCCGAAGCUCCGAGUAUUUGAAGGAAGAAUUUUUUAUGAAGAAAGUUUGUCAAUGAUUGUUGAUCACAUCUUAAAUCAUCAAGAACAAUUUCGCGACGUACAGCUUAAUAUUGACAUGGGUGUUAAUAUGGAUUCGGAAGAUGGCUCAACUCUUCUCAAAAGGUUAGUGAUGUGUCACUCACUACAUUACUUGAGUAUUGCAUAUUGUCGAGUGAGCAAAUUACCAACUUAUGAAGUUCAACUAUAUCAAAAUGUGAUAGAAUUGCAGCUUGUGGAUACAAGGAUUGAGGAAGACGCAAUAAAAAUACUAGAGAAGCUUCCCAUGUUAAGAGUUCUUGGCUUAAGGCGCAAUCCAUAUAUGGGCAGAGAGAUGUGGAGAGUGGAGAAAGGAGCAAUGCCCAAUCUCUCUAAUCUAGUUAUUGCAAAAUGCAGUAAAUUGAAGAUGAUUCCUGAUGGAUUGGAAUUCAUUAAUACUCUAAAAACACUUAUUAUAAUUAUGUCAGAAGAGUUCGUGAAGAGGGUAGGAGUGGUGGAUGGUGAAGAAGGAGAAGAUUAUCACAAAAUCAAACACAUACCCUUCAUUGACAUUUAUUAUUACGACUAA
Messenger RNA from Sesamum indicum (sesame), 1815 nucleotides. Lineage: Eukaryota; Viridiplantae; Streptophyta; Magnoliopsida; Lamiales; Pedaliaceae. The record is from RefSeq and is a predicted model, not a curated record.